This is a messenger RNA of Hemibagrus wyckioides, 1277 nucleotides long. Its product is annotated as CD209 antigen-like protein E. NCBI's taxonomy places the organism in Eukaryota, Metazoa, Chordata, Actinopteri, Siluriformes, Bagridae. Bases 231 to 1100 code for a protein of 289 amino acids. The transcript is spliced from 5 exons. The record is from RefSeq and is a predicted model, not a curated record.
CCUUCCUUCUUUAAGCAUCUUUAUGUUGUGUGAGUUUAGCACCCACAUUGACCAUACCCAGUUGCAAAUGUUUUGCAUUGCAACAGGAAAUAGGUUUUGAAACAUAACACAAUCAUAUCCAGUCCCUUAGACAGUGUUCUUUCAGUCAGCCACUCUGAAUGAAGUUUUAGAGAAGUUUAGAGAAGUUUUUAGAAGUUUUUAUCAGGAUUACUGUAAAGAGAAGAACGGAGAUGAAGGAGGAGAUUUAUGCAAAUGCAGAAGCUGAAGCAGACAAUAAAGCUGAUUCCAGUGACAGCGAGCAUUCAUAUGAAGAUGUUUAUGUGAAUGAGGACAAUUUGCAGACCCAGAGGGACAAGCAGUCAGAGAACUCAGGAGAAGAGACUACAAGGAGCAGGUGUUACAGACUGACUGCAGUGUGUUUGCUGCUGCUGCUGUGUGUUCUCCUGCUGACUGCCAUCACAGUGCUGUGGAUCGAAUUCAACAUCCUUAGUACAGAAAAAGACAUGUUGGAGACCAGUCACAACAACCUGACUAUAGAGAGAGACCAGUUACAGACCAGUUAUAAUACCCUGACUAUAGAGAGAGACCAGUUACAGACCAUGUACAACACCUUGACUAAAGAGAGAGACCAGUUACAGGCCAGGUACAACACCGUGACUGAAGAGAGAGACCAGUUACAGAGGGAUAAAGCAGAACUCCAGAGGUUUUCUAAACUGGGUCUGGAUCCAGGAUGGAUAUCUUUCAGCUCCAGUAUUUACUACAUCUCUAAUGAAGUGAAGACCUGGCAUGAAAGCAGACAGGACUGCGAAAAGAGAGAAGGAGACCUGGUGAUCAUAAACAACAAAGAGGAACAGGAGUUUAUCACAAAACAUCUGGGCAACAAACGGGCUUGGAUUGGUCUGAGUGACAAAGACACAGAGGGGGAGUGGAAAUGGGUGGAUGGUAAACCACUGACCACUGCGUACUGGUAUGAGACGGAACCGAAUAAUCAAGGUGAUGAGGACUGUGCUGAGAUUUCUGAUAAUCCAGGAAUGAAGAACUGGAAUGAUUUUUUAUGCUUCAAUGAAAGAAUAUGGAUCUGUGAGAAAAGUUAUUCUUAGGAAAGAAGUAUAGUAAAAUGUGAAACAGAAGAGUAAAAUGAUACAAUAUUCAUAAAUCAAGCUGAUAUUUUGUGGUUUAGUUCAGGUUUUAUUCUAAUGCUUAAAAGAUGCUUUAAAAGGAAUGCUUAAACAAAUGAUUAAAAAUGCUUUUAUUGUAUGUCAUGCCAAAAACCCCAA